This is a messenger RNA of Orbilia oligospora ATCC 24927, 804 nucleotides long. RefSeq lists its product as uncharacterized. The record is from RefSeq and is a predicted model, not a curated record. Bases 1 to 804 code for a protein of 267 amino acids. The transcript has 3 exons. NCBI's taxonomy places the organism in Eukaryota, Fungi, Ascomycota, Orbiliomycetes, Orbiliales, Orbiliaceae.
AUGUUAACCAAAUCCUCAGGUUUCAAUAUCCCCUUUAAACUUAGGAGUGCAGGGUUUAUAUUCCUUGCGUUACUCUCCUCUAUAGCCCCGGCAUCUUCAAAUAACUCCCUAAUCUCAGCUCCAACAGGUAUAAAGUCUGUAGCUCUCUUUGCCCGUAUUCUAAGCAAAGAUAAAUUCACCCCAGACCGGUACACAAGCAAAAAUGUCGGUGCCUUGAACUAUGCAGGCGUUUACCUAUCCUGGCCACAACCGGAAACAACCUCACUGCCCUUACGCGGCUAUUCAGACCUUCAAAUCAACCAAAGGGCUCUCCAAAAGACAUCGACCUUCCAAUAUGAUACCUGUAAUCAAAUUCUGCGGUUUAAUCCUUCCUAUUCAAGGACCGAGGCGUACUGGCUCUCAUUUGAUUCAUCAAAUACCCAGGGAUCCAUCACCCCAUUGAUUCUCACUACAGCAUUUAUGAGCGCAGCAAGAAUACAGCACCAUAUGGAUGUCCGUAGCUGGGAUCCCUUACUAAGUAUUGGCAUGGAGUACGUUAGUUUCGUUGAUUUAGAUGCGAAUAUUAAGAGAGAUAAAGGAUCCCUUAAAAUUACGAAACCGGUGAAGGAUAUGGUUAACGAUGCUCCGUUAAAAGUUUGCAUCCAAAACAAUAACCUUUCCGCGGGAUUUGGCUUAUAUAUCGCAACAACGGUCAAUACAACAUCCAUAACGAAGAUAGGGGAUGAAGCGGUUACUUGUUCGUCCGCGGAGUUAUAUCUUGAUUAUGGUUCGAAUGGUGGUCAGGGGCCAAAUUUUGAAUCCUAA